This is a messenger RNA of Mesocestoides corti, 1185 nucleotides long. Lineage: Eukaryota; Metazoa; Platyhelminthes; Cestoda; Cyclophyllidea; Mesocestoididae. The record is from the annotation of a GenBank genome assembly.
GGUCUACCUGCUCGUGGUAAAACCUACAUGUCUCGAAGGCUCACACGCUAUCUGAAUUGGAUAGGUAUCAACACACGGGUAUUUAACGUUGGCGAUUAUCGUAGAAGGGCAACUUGCAUUAAUUCACACGAUUUCUUUGACGAUACAAACACCGAGGCCGCAAAUAUUCGAAUGAAAGCCGCUCAAGAUGCGUUGUGUGAUCUCACUGAGUGGUUGGAGAAUGAUGGUGAAAUUGCCGUUUUCGAUGCUACCAACACCACUCGAAAGCGGCGUGAAAUGAUUUAUGAACACUGUCAAAAGCACAAGUUUAAAGUAAUCUUCGUUGAGUCUAUUUGCGAUAAUCAAGAUGUUAUCCAAGCAAGCAUUCUGGAAGUAAAGGUCAACAGUCCGGAUUACAUCGGCGUGGAUAAAGAUUUUGCAUUACAAGAUUUCCUCAAACGAAUCGAACACUACGCCGCACGCUAUGAGCCAAUUGAUGACGACAUCGAUAAAGAGCUUCCUUACAUCAAAAUAUUUAAUCAGGGUCAGCGAUACCUGGCAAACCGGAUAUUCGCGCAGAAGCUGGGCAAGUUCAUGGAGAACGAGGGUCUGGACGACCUGAAGGUGUGGACCAGCCACAUGCGCCGAACCAUCGAGACCGGGGAACUGAUCAAGUGCUCCCGCCUCGACCACUGGAAGGCCCUCGACGAACUCGACGCUGGAGUGUGCGAGGGCAUGACCUACGAGGAGAUUCAGAAGAAGUAUCCCUUCGACUUCGCGCGUCGAGACAUGGACAAGUUCCACUACCGCUAUCCCAUGGGCGAGUCCUACGAAGACCUGGUCGCGCGGCUGGAGCCGGUAAUCAUGGAGUUGGAGCGUCAGCACCACGUCCUCGUCAUCUGCCAUCAGGCCGUGGCGCGAUGCCUGCUUGCCUACUUCACCGAGAUGGACAAAGGCAGGUCCUUUGAACUGCCCUACAUCCGUGUUCCCCUUCACACGGUGUUCAAACUGACCCCCACAGCCUACCGGUGUAUCGUGGAAACGGUCAAAUUGGACGUGGACGCCGUGGACACACAUCGCGACAAGCCCGUGGUAGGUCGCCCUCCCCCCGCGAAACUGCAUCAACCAAUCCAAAGUAGCGCCUGCUGUUUUUCCAUUGGCUGGUUUCGUGUUGUCCACGUUUGUGGAUCUAGCAGAUGCCGUUAG